AUGACCAUGUCUCACUGCUUAUGUGUGGGUCUGUACACGGUUAAGUUCAGUAUUUUAGUCACUUUCUGGCUGAUCUCUAUGCGUACUCGAGCCGAGGUUGCUGAUGAAGUCUUGUCUGGUUCCAAUUUCAUUGUCCGUAUUAGUCGUGUAGAUGAUAGUGUGCGCAUAACCGGAAGUAGUACGUUUCGCUGGACGGAAGUACAAGACAGCAGCAAUUUACUACUUCAGCGGUUGUCCAAUAACAAACCCUGCCUCAAUAUACAACGUUACCUCCCUGAAAAGACGAAAAAUUCUACGAAACAUGAACUAAGAUCAGUGGUCAGUUACACAGGGGAUCUGAAUUCCAACAAAACAAAAAUAAUGGAACCGAACACCGAACCCGAGGUAAAAACGGGCCAAGAUAACUUGGGAUAUUCAUCAGAGGAUGAAGUGCACAAACCAAACACGGUACCCGAUGACAUCACAGUUAAUAUCGAUGUCGAUGAUAAGGAUAUGACGUCAAAAACACAUUCCAUUACACAAGAACCCAAACUGCAAUAUGACGAUUCUACAGAAAUUCAGAUUUCAUUGGACGACGAAAAACGGAAUGGUAAUUACAAUACCGAAAAAGAGCCAGAACGCAAGAAAAGUAUAGCGGUCCAGACCCCCUUUUAUGAUUUCUUCGGUUCCUAUCAUGACGUGAGGGACGAGGAACAAAAAUGGCUGUCAUGGAUGGAGGUUCAGUUCAAGAAGAUUGCUGGCGACGAUGGAGAAAUCAGCUUAGAGGAGUUCAAAGACGCCCUUGGGGUCAAACGGUCCUUUUUUGCUGAGCGCUUCUUCAAUUUAUUUGACACUGAUAAAAGCGGAAGUAUUGAGUGUGGAGAGCUUAUGGACGGCCUCCGGAUGUUAACAAAGGGCAAGCCUGCGCAGAAACUCAAGUUCCUGUUUAAUGUUUAUGACGUGGAUGGAUCGGGUUCAAUUGACCGGGAGGAAUUGAAAACUGUAUUACGAUCCUGUAUGGAAGAGAGUUCAUUGUCUCUGGGGGAAGAUGACCUGGAUGAUCUAACAGACGUACUAUUUGAUGCCGCGGAUGAAGACAACAGCGGAAGCAUAACGUUCGAGGAGUUAAAGGCUGAGCUAGAGAAACAUCCAGGAGUGAUAGAAAAUUUAACAAUCAGUGCUGCACAAUGGCUGAAACCCCCGGCAGCCAGUAAGAAAAAGCAGAAAGGAUGGACAGAAAAGUUUACAUUGAAGUAUAUACGUAACAACCUGAGAAAAGUUAUCUUCCUGCUUCUGUAUGUCUUGAUCAACCUCGCUUUAACAGCGUACACAGUGUAUAAAUACAAAGACUCCAAUGGCUUUGUGAUAGUCGCCCGUAUUGGAGGAAUGAAUCUCAAUUUUAACUGUAUGUUCGUCCUCGUUUUGAUGCUGAGAAAAUGUCUGACAUACUUACGAGCUACGCCAUUGGCUGGAUUUCUUCCCUUAGAUCAGAAUAUACAGUUUCAUAAAAUGGUCGGAGGCAUGAUAGCAUUUUAUGCAAUCAUCCACACGAUCGCACAUAUAGGAAAUGCUAUUUACAUUGAAUAUGUGACACCAGAGAAGAACCUGACAACAAUAGAUAUCCUAUUCACAACGAAAGCAGGGAUCGGCUGGGUUGAGGCCUCGGCAUACAUUACGGGAUGGCCUAUCCUUGUCAUUCUGAUUAUUAUGGUGAUCUGUUCACUUCCGUUCGUUAGAAGAGGUGGCCAUUUUCAGGUGUUCUACUGGACCCAUAUGCUGUACAUACCUUUCUGGAUCCUCCUCAUCCUACAUGGGCCAAUUUUCUGGAUGUUUUUCGUUGCACCAGGUGCUAUGUUUGUGCUUGAGAAGAUCUUCAGGUCAAAGCUUAUAAAGAGGGCACGUUACGGCAAUACUCAUAUAACGGAAGUUCACCUCCUACCAUCCGGAGUAUGCCAUUUAGUCAUAUCCAGACCUGACAAUUUUAAGUACCAGCCAGGUGAUUACAUCUUCAUACAGAUCCCUGUCAUUGCAGCUAAUGAGUGGCAUCCAUUUACAAUAAGCAGCGCUCCAGAAAUGAAAGGUCACAUUUGGCUACACGUUCGAUCAGCUGGACACUGGACAAACAAAUUAUAUGAGUAUUUUUCAGAGUUAGAUCCCAUAAAUUUGGGUAAGCCAGAGGUAGCCCUUCAAAAAAGGCGACCUACUCUCUCACCUGCACUACUUAAUUUCAAAGCGUCGGGGAAACACUCAGGACGAAAAGGGUCACAAUAUUUGGAGAAAAGUCAGAACGAACUUGAACACGAGAAAAGGGUUGCCCAGAAAGUCAAGAAAGUUCAUGUUAAGUGUCACAUUGAUGGACCUUAUGGUACAGCUACAAGGGAGAUAUUCGAGACAGAACAUGCUGUUCUAGUAGGGGCGGGUAUAGGUGUGACUCCUAUGGCGUCUAUACUUCAGAGUGUGAUGUACAGGUACAAGGAAUCCAAAAGAACGUGCCCUUGCUGUAAACAUAGCUUCUAUGGUCCGAUAUCAGAUCAUGCAAUGAAACUGAAAAAGGUGGAUUUCAUAUGGAUAAAUCGUGACCAGAAAUCCUUCGAAUGGUUUGUGGGUCUACUUAACCAUAUCGAGAAAGAACAGAUCGAUGUAGCUUACGAAGAAGACAAAGAACCAGAGAAAGUUAUAGAGAUGCACAUGUAUAUGACCGCUGCCCAGGGCAAAACGGACAUGAAGGGCAUAGGUCUGCAGAUUGCCCUUGACCUUAUUCAUAAGAAAGAUAACAGAGAUUUGAUAACAGGAUUACAAACCAGGACCCAGGCCGGAAGGCCAAACUGGAACCAAAUCUUUGCCAAAAUCUCGGAGCAGAAGAAAGGAAAAGUCAAGGUUUUCUUCUGUGGAGCUCCUCAACUAGGAAAAAUAAUCAAAAAUACUUGCAUGAAAUACAAAUUUAAAUUUUCAAAAGAGAACUUUUAAUUGUUCUCGG
Molecule: messenger RNA, 2956 nt
Organism: Saccostrea echinata
Lineage: Eukaryota; Metazoa; Mollusca; Bivalvia; Ostreida; Ostreidae
Product: NADPH oxidase 5-like
Exons: 17
Coding region: 1-2946 (981 amino acids)
Biological process (GO): defense response; superoxide anion generation
Cellular component (GO): plasma membrane; NADPH oxidase complex
Molecular function (GO): calcium ion binding; superoxide-generating NAD(P)H oxidase activity
Source: RefSeq, a predicted model, not a curated record